UGAAAACCUAGUCAGGGUGGGAGGCGGCGUGGCUGCAGCGCGGCGGGAGGGCCGCGCCGGUCGCCUUCUGCAGCCGCGUCUCCGUCAGUUCCCGUCGCCGUCACUGGGGCGCCGUGCGGCUCCAGUCCGGGGCGGAAGCUGCGGCCGUCGCGGCGGCCGGAUCCGCGUCCCGCCUCAGCGCCCGGAGGACAUGCAGGAGAGAGAAUGAGCCAGAGGGACACGCUGGUGCAUCUGUUUGCCGGAGGAUGUGGUGGUACGGUGGGAGCUAUUCUGACAUGUCCACUGGAAGUUGUAAAAACACGGCUGCAAUCAUCUUCUGUGACACUUUAUAUCUCUGAAGUUCAGCUGAACACCAUGGCUGGAGCCAGUGUCAAUCGAGUAGUGUCUCCUGGACCUCUCCAUUGUCUAAAGGUGAUCUUGGAAAAAGAAGGGCCUCGUUCCCUGUUUAGAGGAUUAGGCCCCAAUUUAGUGGGGGUGGCCCCUUCCAGAGCAAUAUACUUUGCUGCUUAUUCAAACUGCAAGGAAAAGUUGAAUGGUUUAUUUGAUCCUGAUUCUACCCAGGUACACAUGAUUUCAGCUGCAAUGGCAGGUUUUACCGCAAUCACAGCGACCAACCCCAUUUGGCUUAUAAAGACUCGGUUACAGCUUGAUGCAAGGAACCGUGGGGAAAAGCGAAUGGGCGCUUUUGAGUGUGUCCGUAAAGUGUAUCAGACAGAUGGACUUAGAGGAUUUUAUAGGGGCAUGUCUGCUUCAUAUGCUGGCAUAUCAGAGACUGUUAUCCAUUUUGUUAUUUAUGAAAGUAUUAAGCAAAAACUACUGGAAUAUAAGAUUGCUUCUACGAUGGAAAAUGAAGAAGAGUCUGUAAAAGAAGCAUCAGAUUUUGUGGGAAUGAUGCUAGCUGCUGCCACUUCAAAAACGUGUGCCACAACUAUAGCAUAUCCACAUGAAGUUGUAAGAACAAGACUGCGUGAGGAGGGAACAAAAUAUAGAUCCUUUUUUCAGACACUGUCCUUGCUUGUUCAAGAAGAAGGCUAUGGGUCUCUUUACCGUGGUCUGACAACUCAUCUGGUGAGACAGAUUCCAAACACAGCCAUUAUGAUGGCUACCUAUGAAUUAGUGGUCUACCUGCUCAAUGGAUAGCACCACCAGGCUGCUGUACUAUAAAGAGGGAAGACCAAAAGAUACAGUGGACCAUGGAGUACCGAAGCCAGCUUGGUGGACAGAAGGGAAAUAGUGUAGGAACACGGAACUAUACCUAAGUGGAAGUUUGGUUGUAGGAAUUAAAGUAAUCAUAACCACAUUACUUAGUCUUUUUAGUAAUGUGAAUAAAAACCUUGGCUGCCUCCAAGAAAAAGCCUUUAGAAGCGCACAUUCUUCAAAAUUGCCAUUUUCUCUGCCAUGUCCACAGGACACAGUUGGCAUUUUGUUGAUUUAUGGCAAUCAGAGUAUAGUGUUUAUUCCAUGAGCACUUUUCCAGUCUUCUAGACAGAGCCAUCUGUAACUGUAUAACUAUCCAAAGAUAGUAUUGACAGUCAUAAAUUUCUAACUUCUGCAUAAUUCCUAUAAAAUUGAAAAAUAACAAUGAUAGUAGUAUUUUCACAUUUCCUUGAGAGGAUCUGGCACUAUAAAGUUAAUCAUUUGGCAUUAGUAGUCACUCUUUUUGACGACAAAUGAAGUAGUGUUAAACAUGUGUUUAUUUGUAGCUUUAAAAUGUUUUGGUUUCCACUGCUCACAGGUGCUUUUAUGUUUAGCAUAAUGUGAACACUUAAAUUGUUUGUUAAUGUAUCAACUCAAAUGGUAAUAAUUUGGGACACAAUAAACCAGUAAAAUGUUGAUUCUUGGCCAUUUCAGUGACUUGAGCAUGUCCUCUUAUCUUUUCUAACCUAACGAUACAUGAAUGAAUGCAGUAUCUUUUCAAUGACUUAUUAAUUAUGAACUUGAGUUAUCCCCUAUCAUACCUAGGUAUCAUUUUCUUAAAGUGGAAAAAAUUCACUGCUUCUGAAUCUUCUCUAUUUGGUUUCACAUUAAGAAUUUGAACGUUUGAAUUAUUUCCAGAAGCUCUGCAUACAUUGCAUUUAUUUAGUAGAGAAAAUGGUAAUUUUCAGCUUUGUCCUUAUGAGGUGUUUUCUUUUUUUAAGGUGACGUUAUAAAUAUCUGGGGCAGCAUAAACAUUAGAGAAGAAGGGCCCUCUGCAAUCUGAUUGGGCAGGUAGUGAUCCUAAUUAACUUACAGUUUUAUAAAUGAACAAACUGCUUUGGACAAGGAAUUUAUUCCAUCCGAAUUUCUUGAAUGGUAAAUCAUAGAAAGAUUCAAGUUAAUUCAGAUUAAGCGUGUUAACAGGAUAUAGUUUUUACGUUUUGCUCUUAAGUUCAACUGCACCUUUUAAUACUUUAAAUGUAUUAUAUGUAUGGCCCUUAUGAAGAUAUUUGCUGUAAUUCAAGUAAAAGACUUUCGCUUAUGGAUGUUGCUAUACUGGUGUAUGAAACUUAUACAAUUAAACUCCAGUGCGGUAGUCAUUUCAGUAUACAUGAACUGUGCAUUUUGUGCAAUGGCUUUAUCUUAAUGACUUUUUGUGAAUGCACUUUGUGGCCUUUUGGGGGGGAGCGUGAGAGUAGGAGAGAAUUCCCAAGUUAAGAUUACUUUUUUAAAGUAUUGGUUAUGUAUUAGGCAGAAACAGUGUUCAUAACAUUUUUCUGGGAUUUAGGUAUAUUUUGGAGAUCUUUACUAUAAAUGUUUUAAGUAUUCUUAUGUACACUGUAGUGCCCCUAACAUAUAGAAAAUCAUAGCAUGUCAUUGCAAGCCUUCUCCACUGUCACCAGUGAGACACAGUGCCCUCUUAAAUUCCUACACCUUAACUUCCUUGCAGUCAACAGUAACUGGAUGUUUUUGAGGUGCUUCGAUUGGAAUUUAAAAUAUUCCAAUCUCUUUGGAGACCAAAGGCAAAUUCAGUUUCAUUACCUUUGGGAUUAUUCAUACCUUUUAUGGUGAAUUUCAGCUUUGACAUUUAUUGUGAGGAACAUGCCCCCUUCCCCCAAAAAACAGUAAUGGGGUUUCUAACUUAAAUCUGUAAAGAAAGUGUCAAUAUAUAGUGUUUUCAUUUUCAUGUGCCACUUACACUGCCUAAUACAGUGCAAUUUGCCUUGUGAAGAUCUGUAAACAUUAGUUGUAUUGAAUGUCAGACAGAGACUCUCUAAUCAUAGUGAUCUGAAUACCCCACAAAUGAUUAAGAAUGAUAUAAAAACCAGCAGCUAAGGAACAUCUUAUUUAGUUGUAGCAAAUUCAUAACAAGUGUCCUUCAAGGAUGAACUCGUAUUCUAUUCCUGUGUGUAUUUGUAUUGACCCUUUAGUGCAAUUUUUUCAGCUUUUAAAAGUGAGUAUAUUUAUGUGCUGGAAGGAAAAAGAUCUUAGAGUCUCACACUUUGUUUCUUUGUGCGACAAGUGGCAA
This is a messenger RNA of Kogia breviceps (pygmy sperm whale), 3445 nucleotides long. It is a transcript of the gene SLC25A36, whose product is annotated as solute carrier family 25 member 36. NCBI's taxonomy places the organism in Eukaryota, Metazoa, Chordata, Mammalia, Artiodactyla, Physeteridae. Gene Ontology annotation, molecular function: pyrimidine nucleotide transmembrane transporter activity. Gene Ontology annotation, biological process: pyrimidine nucleotide import into mitochondrion. The record is from RefSeq and is a predicted model, not a curated record. Gene Ontology annotation, cellular component: mitochondrion.